Messenger RNA from Penicillium odoratum, 1479 nucleotides. It is a transcript of the gene glkA, whose product is annotated as glucokinase glkA. Gene Ontology annotation, cellular component: cytosol; mitochondrion. The record is from RefSeq and is a predicted model, not a curated record. The transcript is spliced from 2 exons. Gene Ontology annotation, molecular function: fructokinase activity; mannokinase activity; glucokinase activity. Lineage: Eukaryota; Fungi; Ascomycota; Eurotiomycetes; Eurotiales; Aspergillaceae. Bases 1 to 1479 code for a protein of 492 amino acids. Gene Ontology annotation, biological process: intracellular glucose homeostasis; glycolytic process; glucose 6-phosphate metabolic process.
AUGUCUUCCCCGCUGUUGGCCGAGGCCACGCGCAUUGCGCGCGAGUUCGAUUACCCCGCUGCUCAGGUCCAGCGCGGGGUUGCUGAAUACAUACGUCAGUCCAACGAGGGUUUGGCACAGGAGAACACCACUUUGAGCCAGAUUCCAACCUUCGUGACCGCUGUGCCCAAUGGUACUGAGAAGGGUCUGUACCUGGCCGUUGACCUCGGUGGCACCAACUUCCGUGUCUGUUCCGUUCAGCUACACGGCGAUACCACCUUCUCCCUCACCCAGUCCAAGAUCAUGAUUCCGCGGGAACUCAUGGCCUCCGGAACUUCCAAGGACCUUUUCACCUUCCUCGCACGCCAGAUCGAAGCUUUCCUGCGCAUCCACCACAACGAGCACUUCGAGGCCCACAAGCGUCGGCGGCGGGAGGGUAAGGGUGAGGAAGAGCUGUUCGACCUCGGCUUUACCUUCAGUUUCCCCGUGCGUCAAAAUGGAAUCAACUCCGGUACCCUGAUUCGGUGGACCAAGGGCUUCAACAUCCCUGACGCGGUCGGUCACGAUGUGUGUGCGCUGCUUCAGUCGGCCAUUGAUGACCUCGACCUGCCUGUUCGCGUGGCCGCGCUGGUUAACGAUACUGUUGGUACUCUGAUGGCUCGCUCUUAUACCUCUCCCGGAGAGACUGGUACCCUGCUCGGUGCUAUCUUCGGCACUGGAACCAACGGCGCAUACGUCGAGAAGAUUGAAAACAUUAGCAAGCUCCAGCACAUGAAGGAUGCCCACUUUGAUACCACUACCGGCGAGAUGAUCAUCAACGCUGAGUGGGGUAGCUUUGACAACCAAUUGAGCGUUUUGCCCAAUACCGUUUAUGACCGUGACUUGGAUGCGGAUAGCAACAACCCUGGAAUUCAGAUGUUCGAGAAGCGGGUCUCAGGAAUGUUCCUGGGUGAGAUCUUACGCCGUACUUUACUGGCUCUGCACAAGAACCCCGACGUGGGUAUUUUCAAGUCCGCCUCCAAGGCCUCCCUCUCCUCAGAUGCCCUCCUCUACCGCCAGUGGGGACUUGACACCAGCUUGUUGAGUGCCGUUGAGGCCGAUAAAUCCCCUGAUAUGAUCGAUAUCAAGACUGCUCUGAAAGACCACUUGAACAUCGAGAACGCGAGUAAUGAGGACUGCGAGGCGGUCAAGAUCUUGACCCACGCCAUUGGUAAACGUGCUGCCCGUCUCAGCGCCGUUGCCAUUGCGGCCGUUCUCAUCCACACCGGCAAGCUCCAGACAGAUGACAUUGUCGACGUUGGUGUUGAUGGCAGUGUUGUCGAGUUUUACCCCAACUUCGAGGACCACCUCCGAACGGCUCUCCGGGAAAUUACAGAGGUUGGCCUCGCGGGCGAGAAGAAGGUCCGCAUUGGAAUCUCCAAGGAUGGCAGCGGUGUUGGUGCUGCCUUGAUUGCCUUGGUCGCCAGCAAGGACCAGACCUUGCGGAACCCCCGCGAAUAA